Molecule: messenger RNA, 1317 nt
Organism: Phlebotomus papatasi
Lineage: Eukaryota; Metazoa; Arthropoda; Insecta; Diptera; Psychodidae
Gene: CCAP
Product: cardioactive peptide
Exons: 4
Coding region: 320-784 (154 amino acids)
Source: RefSeq, a predicted model, not a curated record
CACAGCAGGAAGUACCUCAGUCAAUCCUAUAUAAAGCUUCUCGAGGGAGGAAUUGCUUUAGUUGUGCUCCGUGCUUGUUGCUGUAUCAAUACUCAGAGGAAUUGGUGGUGAGGCAGGUUUCUUGGAAUCUUUCAAAGGACCUUCAUCAACUCUACUUGCAAUCAAUAGUGAUCUCUGGCAUAAAUUUGUGAUUUUUCUGAAAAAUUCAAUUGAUCUAAUUUGCGUGGAUUUUAGAACAACGAAUAAUUUAACUGACGUCCAAGAAUACUGACUGAAUAUAUUGAGUCUCCCAUCUCUCUCUGAUAUCGGCAACAAAUUGAUGAGUAUGUCGUGUGCAACGAUUUUCUGCGUUUUAGCAAUCUUCUUUGGAACCAUCUAUAUAGUCCAUGGGGGUGUUAUAAGUCAAAGAGAUCCACGAUCUUAUCACGCUCAAAAUUCACCAGACAACAAAGUCGAGGUGAAAAAGAGACCUUUCUGCAAUGCUUUUACAGGAUGUGGGAAGAAACGUUCAGGUUCAACGGGACCUCUACUUUCGCCAAUCUCCUCGAGGCACUUGGACUCCCUGACCGAUGAUGACCAACCCGAAAAUAAUUAUUUUGACGACAACCUGGCCAGUCUUCUCGAUCUCAAUUCUGAACCAGCUGUUGAGGAUCUCAUGAGACAAAUUAUGUCUGAAGCUAAACUCUGGGAAGCUAUUCAAGAAGCCAGUCGAGAAAUUCAUUUGCAUAAGAACGGACGUCCAAUGUCCAAUAAUCAAUUCCCCGUAGCAUUUAGUGCUCAAUAAAGGGUUUAAGGGUCAAAUUUAAAGUUUUGUGCUAAACUUUAUUUCCACAGCAAGAUGCCACACACACACACACAUAUUACAUUUACAUUGAUUUAUGUUAAAUUGAUUAACACAAUAAAUUCCAGUGGGUGGAAAAUAUCUUUAUCCUUAACAUUUUCCAAUUUUAAUCUCAAUGGAUGUUACCAAUUAUAAAUAAUUAAAAUCUUGGUAAAAAAAAGAAUUAAUUGUGUACUGUGAAAAUUUCAUAAUCGAACCUUAAUCUCUUCCAGCUUUUAGCUAAAUAAAAAAAUUCAAAUAAAUAAAUUAUGUAGCAUAUUUUUUAAUUAAUUAAUCCUUUGUACCUAAAAAAAACAACACAAUCCCUACAAAAAAUGCAUGUUGAUAAAAAUAUUCAAUUGAGUGUUUUCUUUCUGUUUGGCAUGGCUAAAUUCCUUUGCCAAAAAUAGCUCUAACAGAAGAAAACUCAAUGUAGAAGAACAUUUUAAAUGUAGCGUUCAUGAAAAUCUUUAAAUAAAAUCCAUAUUAAUAAAAUG